ACGGUUGGUUUCAAAAUCGUCCAAUGAAGGACGUUCGUUGGACCAAUUUGGACAACGUCCAAAUAACCGUUCAACGAACGUCCAUCGUUGGACCCGUGUUGAACGAUUUUGAAACAAUUUUUUGGGCGUCUCAGUGGGUAGGGCGAACUCAGUUUCGCUCGCGUUUUCUUGCAAAUUUUGACAGGAACCGAGCAAAACCCUGGCAUAACUCGCACAUAAACCGUGGAAAGAUCCUGGAAAUUCCUACCUGGUAGAAUUUAGCACGAAUCGAGCAAAACAUCUGACAAAGAUGUGGCAGGAAGCGUGCAGAGAUCUUGGCCGUACAUUUCUGGCUGGAUUCUGGAUAAAAGUGAGCAGCAUCGGUUGGUUUAACCACUUCUGUCAGAAACGGUUGUUGCCUUUGAGCGAAUUCUUUGCCAGAAUUCUAGCACAAAUCGCGCAAAAUGCUCGCAGAAACUGCCAGCAUCAAUUUCGCUUUGCUCAACUUUUGCUAACUUUCAGCUUGUCACGGUGACUGGGAAAGUUUAGCCGGAAAUGAAUUAGAAUUUUGGCUGGUUCCAGAACGUAUUCCGGCUCCAGUGAUACAACCGAUUCUAGUUAGAAUCGGUUGUUUCGCUGGAGCCGGAAUACGUUCUGGAACCAGACAGAAUUUUAAUUCAUUUCCAGCUGAACUUUACUGGGAAUCGGCCUUAACGAUAUCUCAACACGACGUUUUUAAAACUAUUGUCGCGCUUAUAAUAAAAUCUCACAUUGCGGGCGUCUGAAAGGCGCAUCAAAUAUAGCCGCAGUUGCUCCGCAAGCAGAUUUCAGUGGAGCUUUAUUUUUCUGCCAGCUGUGUGGUUUUCGAAAGCUUCAAGGGAAAAGCUGUCCAUAAGUUUAUAUAGGCGGCUGUCACGCGCCUAUCUCAUUUGAUCUUUCAUAUAAUCGCAUAUCGAGCAAUUAUCCUGCAAGGCACAAUAUUUCCUUGCUUUUUCCUUGAAGCUUUCGAAAAGCACACAGCUGGCAGAAAAAUAAAGCUCCACUGAAAUCUGCUUGCGGAGCAACUGCGGCUAUAUUUGAUGCGCCUUUCAGACGCCCGCUAUGUGAGAUUUUAUUAUAAGCGCGACAAUAUUUCAUGAAUUAAGACUGUGGAACCUAUAGCUGCCCUAAACACUGUGAUAUCAUUUUUGAGAAUUAAAUAUCAACAAAAACAACACUAUUAAAUUUUAAUAGUAGAUAAAUUUUAUCCAACUAAUAUCAAUAAAAACAACUAUUUAUUCCGUUCGUUCAUCUGAUAAGCGAAUUUCCUUGCCAUGGAUGUACGAUGCCGCUUAUGCCUGCAGUCCACGACGAACAGUUUGAUUGAGAAUUCAUGUACGGUAUAUCCACAAGAUAAAAGUGUCAGAAAUACUCGAUGCUACGCUUGGUUCCUUGGUAAGUGUCGGCGCAAGUCAGCUCCGUAGGUAGUAGUUUCCAGUUAGUAUUAAAUAAUAAACAGUUAAAGAUAGUUACUGGAUUUCUAGAAUAAUUAAAGCUAAGGCUUUUUCAGAAUUGUUUGUGUAUCUACUCGACCUGAAAAUGUGGCACUAACUCUUCCAAUCAUGUAUGUGUAUAUUGCUUAGGCCAGAUUCACCGGAUAUAUUUGCUAUUCGAACGUUCCAAACAGUCUCACAUGCAACCAAAGUGUACCGAAGGGAAAGAGCAAGACUAUUUCCGUUGUCGACUUUGUAAGCGGGAAGACACUGAAGAAUUAAUCGAAAUGACUAGUCUUAGUGACCGCUGGAAUGUCCAAAUUGAUCAGCUACUGCUACUUCUAACUGGUGUUUGCCGAAAAAAUCGCGAUGGUUUACCGCCAUACGUCUGUAAUAAUUGCUUGGUGGAUUUAGAAGAGGGAUAUGGACACAAGAAUCAAUAGAUUAAUGCUGCUUUGAAGACCUGGUAAAGGAUGGAGUUUCAGUCGGAGAAUCCAACCGAUUUGAUCGUUGAUCUGUAUGCUGAAAUCAUACCUCUGUGGUUGAUUUGAGAAGAUGAUGAAAUGUUUGAAAAAAUACGAAUCGAAAAAUACUUGUGCUCUGUUUGCAGCUUGGAGUUUAAGCUGGAACAGGUCAGCCCCCAAUGCGUGGGUUGUAUGUUGAAUUUUUCGAAUCACAGUGAAAUUUCAAGUUUAAUUCUGCAGCGACAGUCAAAGAAAUCUGAUGAAGUAGUUCCAAACGAGACGAUUGGGGUUGUAGAUAGUAUAAUCGACAACAAUAUUGAAACAGAUCCUGAUGAGGGUGAUGAUUCAGAUGACUUCGUUCUGAAGCAGCAGUCAAAGAAAUCUGAUGAAGUCCCAAGAGAGACCCUUGAGGUUGUGGAUAGUAUAAUUGGCAACGAUAUUGAAAUAGAUUCUGAUGAGGAUGAUGAUUCAGAUGAUUUCUUUUUGCAGCAACAGCCGAAGAAAUCAGAUAAAGAAGUUCCAAAUGAGAUCCUUGUAGACAAUAUAUUCGAUGAAGAUGAUUCAGCUGGUUUUAAAAUGCCAAGACAAUGGAAACUUUCAGAUGUUACCGGAUUGUUUGAUGUUUUCGAGAUUUCUGGAAGCAUAUAUCAAAACGCACAACGAAAAGGCCCGAUUUGCUGUGGAUGCAAUAACAUUUUUCUCACGGAAGCAGAUAUUGAAGAACAUCGUAAGAAGGAGCACUCGCAGUCCAGUGGCAGUGGAGAAUUUACAUGUAAACUCUGCCUUAAAAGCUUCCAGUCUGAUUCAUCUUUUAGCGCUCACAGGAACAAAUUGAAACAAGACUGCUACGAAUCUUGUAAACCAUGUCAAUUGAUUUUUUUGACUGAGAUAGAGCUCAUGAGGCACGAAAUCAAGUUUCACAUAGACAAAUCAGCACUAAUGAUCGCUUCAGGCAAAUACAAACGAGUGACCACUAUUAUCUACAAAUGUGUGCCUUCUUGCCGCAAUGGUUACGCAAACCAAAAACAGCUUAUUGACCAUUAUUAUCUGGUUCAUAAACGAACCGGAACGAUAGACGAAGAAGAUACGACUUGUCCAUACUGUGGGUUGCAUUUUCCAAAUGAACGUGAUUUUCUGGAACACAUGGAUCGAAAAGUUGACAGCAACCAAUAUCAAUGUAUUUUUGAGAGUUGUAAAUUCACUACGGAUAGAUUGUCCUGUAUAGUACGGCAUUGUACCAAAGGGCACAAAAAAAAGUUUCCACGUUUUCGUUGGCAAAAAUAUAUGCCUGAUUUAAAACAUUUCAAUGUAAUCGGUAAUAUAGAUGAAAGUACCGAAAUACUGCAACGAAAAAGUGGAAUGUGUUGUGGAUGUUCAAAAAUUUUUGAAUUGGAAGAAGAUCUUAACAGACACUACAAGGAAAAACAUUUGCCAAUUGAAGAUGGAUGUCAAUAUCGUUGCUCAGCGUGUGGAAAAGGAUUUAGGACGAAGCUCGGCUUAUCUCACCACGCGUUUAUAAUUUCUAUUCGAACGCACUAUCAUUGCCGACCUUGCCGAACCGUUAUGUGGAGAAAAACGGACCUAAUUAAUCACAAGUCCCACAUCCACGCCGACGAGCAGCGAGUGGAAAUUGAAGGGCACUACGAUACUACAUUCGAGGAUUGCUUCACAUGCUGCGGUUGUGAGAAACAAUUUCAACAACAAGAGGAGCUGGUGCGACACCGCAGAUUGAAACAUCAACGAUAUGGGAAGCGAAAAACACUACAAAGCGUACGCUGCGAUCUGUGCAACAAGUUUUUUGCGAACGCGGAAAAGUUGGUGCAGCAUAAAGCAAUGUAUGAAAGUCGAAAAAUAUACCUAUGUAAGACACCAUCGUGUGCGUUCCGCACUAGAAAACGGCAAGCAAUAGUACGCCAUAUAUCCGGUGCGUAUCACUAUACUGCCGACGGAAAAAAGUUCUACGUUAUCGGUGACAAUCAAGUGGAGUAUGCUUGUUGUAUGAAGUUUUGCGAUUUCGUUAGUAAUUCUCACGAUAGCGUAAUCGAGCACAGCAGCAAAAGUCACACUGAAAGGCGGGAAUACAACGCUAAUUUGUGUAGGAAAGAAAAUCUCAACUGUCCGGUGUGCAUGAAAGGAUUCCGCAAUUCGGCAGCAUUGGUCAAUCAUCAGUCUUUCAAAUGGAAACGAAAGCCCAACAUCGUACCCCCAAGUAAGACCGUCUGUAUCAUUUGUGGAAAAUAUUUGUCUGCUACUGGCAUGUUAAAUCACAUGCUGAUGCACGAAAACAAACGAGCCUGGAAAUGCUCAUUGUGUCCAAUGGGAUUCAAUAAUGAGACAAUGCUUCGACACCACCACAGAGUUCACAGCGGAGAAAAACUGUUCAAAUGCCGUCAUGGCUGUGAUAAUCGGUACAAAGGUUCUGGCGAUCGUACUCGACAUGAAAAGCUUGUUCAUUUGGGAAUCAAACCAUUCAGUUGUUUGACAUGUUCCGACUCAUUCGUUCGCAAACGGGACCUUCAAUUGCACGAAAGGAAGCACACUGGCCGAAAGCUGUAUGCUUGUGAUUUUCGCGGUGAUGAUUUUGAUAAGUUAAGUGAGUUCAAACUUCACAAAGACAAGUGUUCAUAGCAUGUAAGUUAAGUUUCCACCAACCAUAUUUAACUCGCAUCGAGUUUUAUGAGGUGAAAAUGAGAGAUGUCAGAAACCCGCCGUGGUAUCAAAUUUAUAUUUGAAAAUACUUUUCAAAUACAUAAAAUCGAUCCAAAUAGGAUUAAAUGUC
This is a messenger RNA of Topomyia yanbarensis, 4694 nucleotides long. Its product is annotated as zinc finger protein 271-like. NCBI's taxonomy places the organism in Eukaryota, Metazoa, Arthropoda, Insecta, Diptera, Culicidae. The transcript is spliced from 4 exons. The record is from RefSeq and is a predicted model, not a curated record. The coding region runs from base 2015 to 4543 and encodes 842 amino acids.